Messenger RNA from Pipistrellus nathusii (Nathusius's pipistrelle), 1545 nucleotides. NCBI's taxonomy places the organism in Eukaryota, Metazoa, Chordata, Mammalia, Chiroptera, Vespertilionidae. The record is from the annotation of a GenBank genome assembly.
AUGGGCUGCGACGGCCGCUUGUCGGGGCUGCUCCGCCGCCACCUGCAGCCCACGCUCACCUACUGGAGCGUCUUCUUCAGCUUCGGCCUGUGCAUCGCCUUCCUGGGGCCCACGCUGCUGGACCUGCGCUGCCAGACGCACAGCUCGCUCGCCCAGAUCUCCUGGGUCUUCUUCUCGCAGCAGCUCUGCCUCCUGCUGGGCAGCGUCCUCGGCGGCGUCUUCAAGAGGACCCUGGCGCAGUCGCUGUGGGCCCUCUUCGCCUCCUCGCUGACCAUCUCCCUGGUGUUCGCCGUCAUCCCGCUCUGCCGCGAUGUGAAGGUGCUGGCCUCCGUCAUGGCGCUGGCCGGCCUGGCCAUGGGCUGCAUCGACACCGUGGCCAACAUGCAGCUGGUGAGGAUCUACCAGAAGGACUCGGCCAUCUUCCUCCAGGUCCUCCAUUUCUUUGUGGGCUUCGGGGCUCUGCUGAGCCCCCUUAUCGCCGACCCCUUCCUGUCGGAGAACAGCUGCUUGCUGGCCAACGGCACGGUCAACGUCACCGCUAGCAGCCACCUCUUCCACGCCUCCCGGGUCCUGGGCCAGCACCACCCGGGGGCCUGGCCUGGGGCCAACCAGACACUCCCCGGCCCAUCCCCGCCGGACGGAGCAAGGACCCGCGUGUCCUACGCCUUCUGGAUCAUGGCCCUGAUCAACCUCCCGGUGCCCCUGGCUGUGCUGUACCUGCUGUCCAAAGAGCGGCUGCUGACCUGCUGCCCGCAGAGGAGGCCGCUGCUCCUGUCCGCAGACGAGCUUGCCCUGGAGACCCAGCCUCCCGAGAAGGAAGCCACCGCCUCGCUGCCCCCGAAGGUUCAGGCGCACCCAGCGCACGAGGACCUGUUCAGCUGCUGCCAGAGGAGGAACUUCAAAGGGGCCCCCUACUCCUUCUUCGCCAUCCACGUCACAGCCGCCCUGGUCCUGUUCGUGACCGACGGGAUGACGGGCGCGUACUCCACCUUCGUGUACAGCUACGCCGUGGAGGAGCCACUGUCCGUGGGACACAAGACGGCGGGCUACCUCCCCAGCCUCUUCUGGGGCUUCAUCACGCUGGGCCAGCUCGUCUCCAUCCCCGUCUCCUCCCGCGUGAAACCGGCCACCAUGGUCUUCAUCAACCUGGUCGGUGCGGUGGUGACGCACCUGGUGCUCCUCGCCUUCUCCUACAACGUCGUCUUCCUGUUCGCGGGCACGGCCUGCCUGGGCCUGUUCCUCAGCAGCACCUUCCCCAGCAUGCUGGCCUACACGGAGGACAUCCUGCAGUACCGAGGCUGUGCGACCACAGUGCUGGUGACGGGGGCGGGACUGGGCGAGAUGUCCCUCCAGAUGCUGGUUGGCUGGGUGUUCCAGGCGCGGGGCAGCUACAGCUUCCUGGUCUGCGGCGUGAUCUUUGCCUGCUUGGCUUUCUCCUUCUACAUCUUGCUCCUGUUUUUCCACAGGAUGCACCCUGGACUCCCAUCAGUUCCUCCCCAGGACAGACUACAUGGGACGGAAAGCGCCGAGCACUACCAGAGAUAG